Molecule: messenger RNA, 3454 nt
Organism: Neoarius graeffei (lesser salmon catfish)
Lineage: Eukaryota; Metazoa; Chordata; Actinopteri; Siluriformes; Ariidae
Gene: dbpb
Product: D site albumin promoter binding protein b
Exons: 5
Coding region: 461-1495 (344 amino acids)
Biological process (GO): regulation of transcription by RNA polymerase II
Cellular component (GO): nucleus
Molecular function (GO): RNA polymerase II cis-regulatory region sequence-specific DNA binding; DNA-binding transcription factor activity, RNA polymerase II-specific
Source: RefSeq, a predicted model, not a curated record
AAAAAAAAGGAAAAAAAAAAAGCGAUAACGUCCAACCAACCGGCACUGCGCAGCUGCUCCCGUGUCCUGCAUUUUUCCCUUCUGCUUCUGCUUCUGCUUCGGUUUUGUUUUCAUUCGUUGUGUGUGUGUUUUAUUUUGUAUUCUUUGGACGCCGUUUGUCUUCCUUUGCUGAGUAUGUGUAUCAUUUCUGCUAUUCUGGUGAACAUGGUGGGAAUUUUCACUCCUUGUCUUCCUCUGAGCAACUUUUCUGUGUCUGUAAGACCUGUUUCUCCUGCUGUCUGACAGUUCGAGCUGGCUGUAAGUUUGAGCCGACAAAUAUUUUGCCACCUCGGAAUACGCGAAUGCGUUUUAUCCCUUGGGCUGCGACCCAAUGCAAUAAAAUGACACUCUUUCCUUUUUUCUGAGCUCUCAAGAAGACUAAAGUGAUAGUGUUGUGGUCCAGCUCUCCAUAGUGAACUGGAUGAUGGCAGGGCCUCCCUCCCAGCGCCUGCUGCCCCCUUCUGGACCCAAAACACACUUCAGGAGCUUAGACCAUGCAGGAGGAGACUCACUGAACACUGGACCGGUCAACACCGGCUCUGAGCUCAAAUCGCCCCCACAGACCCCACUCAAAGGUGAUCAGAGCUUUAAAGACUGCUGUGAAAUGAAGGAUAAGGACAGGUUGGACAUGGAUGAAGAUUCCCUGGGACGUUGUUCCAUCCGUGACAGGAACAGCAAUGGGCAAGUUGCAGAUGGCAACGGUUUAGGGACAGGGGCAGGCACCUUCCAGAGCCUGUGGGAGCGGACAGUGGCGUCUGAUCCCGGUUUGUUUCAGCUGCACUACAUGGAUCUAGGCGAGUUCCUGACGGAGAACGGCAUGGCCAUGCACGGAGCUCAGAUCCCCUCUCAGAGCUCGCAGUGUCCCUCCACAUCCCCUUCUCCCUGCUCUUCCUCUUCCUCAUCCUCAGCUUCUGCAGCCUCACCACCCACGCUACUUGGCUUAGACAUGCAGGUGCAGCAGGGCAUGCUGGGAGCUGCGGGCUGCUUGCACAGUCCUCCUCAGGGCAGCCUUGAGCCUACUCCGGCACCCUCCUGCCCACCACUCACUGCCCCACCCAUGACCAACGCCAGUGAUAUGCUGACGACCUUUGACCCUGACCCUGCUGAUGUGGCCCUGUCCAGCGUCCCAUGUCAGGAGGCGUUUGACCCACGCACACAUUGCUUUAGUGAAGAGGAUCUCAAGCCACAGCCUGUGAUCAAAAAGGCCCGUAAGAUGCUUGUCCCUGACAACUUAAAGGAUGACAAAUAUUGGAGUCGGCGCUUGAAGAACAACGAGGCAGCUAAGCGCUCACGGGACGCACGGCGAGUGAAGGAGAACCAGAUCUCGGUGCGCGCUGCCUUUCUGGAGCGGGAGAAUGCUGCACUCCGACAGGAAGUGGCCAACAUGCGCAAGGAGCUUGGCCGCUGCCGCAACAUCCUUAACAAAUACGAGAGCCGCUAUGUCGAGCAGUUAUGAAGAAAGAACAGAAACACGUACACGGAUCACUGAAUGUGUUGAACGGCAGUGGACAUGAGCUGAAACUCAUACGGAGGCACAAAGGAAAAAGAGAAAUGCGUGGACAGAAAGAGGAAUGCAGGGAAAUGGACAAAAAGCUUGUUUAUACUUUCAAGAUAAGAAGUUAAAUAUAGGAAUAAAUGUUUUUCCAUAAAGGAGAGAAAUGUAUAUUUUUUAUAAACAGACACAUUCAGUAUGGCAAGAGGAAUUUUUGAGUAUAUUUGAUGUAAUAUGGCGGCAAUGGGAAGAUUAUUUCAGGGCAGUGUGAGAUUAAGAGAGAGAAUGUAAAAAUAUUCCUGGUAUUUUGAAGCAUAUUUAGCUGGUAUUUUAAAAAGCACUUACAGGGGGCUGGACAGAACUAUGACAGAUGAGAGGGUAAUAUUGGUGUCAACAUUUCUUCAAAUUGGUGGAAUAAUAAUUUCAGACUGUGAAAGCUCAAGUGUGUUUUUAAAUUUGCUAAAAAAAAAAAAGUACUAUAAUUUGGGUUUAUUCAAGCACUUAAUUAGUUAUGUACUUUUUAUGGAUUUGUGAUAAGAGUUCAAGCAGAUAGUUUUUUGGAAGACGUAAUUUCCUGAGUUUUGGCUUCUUUUUUUAUUAGCAGUUCUAACAGGGAAGGGCAACGUUUGACCUUUUACUGAAAUUUGGGAAAUCGGGUUCUUAAGGAGGAAGACAGAAAAAGAAAGCGAGAGAAAAUGGGUCGGCUUGUGAUGCUUAAUACUGACUCUUCUUUUUUUCUUUCUUCACUCUUUGUUCAUUGAUUUGAAUUAUAAAUGUAUUGCGAAAUGAAUCUUCACACAUGUACUCAGUUUCCUUUUUCUUUUAUUACUGAAAUAGACAUCUCCUACUAUCCUUCCUCCUACACAGUUUAACACUAUAACGUCUGCGAUCACCAGAACUAUUGGUGCCACAGUGUUUAAGUCCUUUGCAUACUUGAACCCUCUAUAGAAAUUAUCCUUGCUGUGCAAAGCAAACGCUUGUAUAAUACUGAUACAAAUGACAAGAAUUAUCCUUACCAGAUUGUGUAGAACAUAUUGUCUGUAUUGUAUACAGAUAUUUAGUAUAUUUUCCAAACAGAUUUGCAUUUUGGACUGAUUGUGCUUUUGUAGGUUACUUGCAUUUGUGUGUGUAAAGCUGUUCCAGGAAACAUUAAUUUUACAUGUCCAGAAUUACUGGAAUUUUGGAAUUUCAGAGACGGACUGGGAGCAGCAACAAAUCAUGCCCUUGAGUUUUACUAAUCUUCAUGAGUUCCAGUUUUGAGAAUCUCAACAUAAAUGCAUUGACAUCAUGGCAUGGCGCACUUCACUUGUUAUAGCACCUUGAAUAUUUGUGUUUCUUUUCUGCUUCUAAAUCUCUUUCUUUCUUUCUUUGGAUCACUUAUAAAGUUCUUUGAAUUCUUAUUGUACUAAAUAUUACGUUUCCUUGUAAUAUGAUGAACUUUUGUUUUUCGAAUAGCUUUGCUCUGUAUUUCUAUUCCUGUAAAUGCACAACUCUCCUUAACUGUGCAUGUUUUAGGCCACUUCCUCUUUGAUAGCUCUCACCGGUGCUAACUAGUGCCAGGUGGAUUUGUUUAUCUGAAGAGUGCAUUAUAGACCCUCUGAGACACACACAGUUGUCCGUGGUCACCAGAAACUAUCAAGGAACUGAACCGCACUUUUAUUUCUGUUUAGACAUUCCACUCACUCUUUUUUGGUGAUGUCGGUGUUUGAGCAGUGCAGCGUUUUUGCUCACCUCUAUUUUUGUGUUAAUAGUGACAAUAUGAUUUCCCUGCAGCUUUCCAUCUUGUUUAACAGACUCAUGAAUACAAGAUGAUCAUCCUCAUCAUCCUUGAUUUAUGCAUCCCAGUGACCACUUUGCUCUUAGCCAAAGUAUUUCAAGAAAAUGUCUUUUAAUGGAGAACACAAAUAAAUUCUUAUUCAAAAA